This is a messenger RNA of Trichosurus vulpecula (common brushtail), 1248 nucleotides long. It is a transcript of the gene SPATA6L, whose product is annotated as spermatogenesis associated 6 like. The record is from RefSeq and is a predicted model, not a curated record. Gene Ontology annotation, molecular function: myosin light chain binding. Bases 1 to 1248 code for a protein of 415 amino acids. The transcript is spliced from 12 exons. Gene Ontology annotation, biological process: spermatogenesis. NCBI's taxonomy places the organism in Eukaryota, Metazoa, Chordata, Mammalia, Diprotodontia, Phalangeridae.
AUGCCCCUGGAAGUGAUAGUGGAGCUGCACAUUCGAGCGAUCACCUGCCCAGGUGUGUUUCUUCCAGAGAAGAAAGGACUUUUACUCAGUGUCUGCAUCCUUGAUCAAUAUAGGGAGACAAAAUGCUUUCCUGCUUUGUUCCCCCUUCUGAUUCACGAGGUUAUGAGAUUUGACAAGAUAUUUUUAAAUGCACUCGAUCCAGCUGCUGUAGCGGAGCUUCUAGAAACUUAUACAAUCAGGUUUGAACUAAUACAGCUAAUACCUCCAGAGGGGACAUUGCUGGCCUACUAUGAAGAAAACACACGGGAUUUUCUGUUCCCUGAACCCCGGCUGACCCCUCUAUAUCCUGGGGUAGACCGAGAAGUGCUAAUGAAGACACCUGUAGGCUUCCCAGGUAUCUCUCCAAAAAUAGAGUUUUCUACAAGGACAGCCAUCAAAGAACUCACUUGUCCAUUAAAAAGAUUUUUUGAAAAAAGAUUGCGACAAUCGACGCCUGGUUCUGCUUCAUGUUUUAAACCAGUGCUCAGUCCUCAUCUACAUGACUUAAGAACCACGACGAAGGAGAGUACUUGUGAGAAUCUUAGCAAAAGCUUAAGGUCUCGUUCUCCAUCACCACACAUGAUCCGGCGCCUUUGCCAGGAGGAGCGGCCAACACGGGUGAACUCUGGAUCUCGUGGUUUCAAACCCUCUCAAGAAGCCAAACCUCCAUUUGUAGUUAGACAUGUAGACAGUUCAAAGCCAUUUGGUGAACAAAUUCCUUUAAAACCACACGCUCGAAAGUCCAGGAAAAAAGGUGACUUUACAUGCUUUGAUUUUCCGCUGAAAAGAGCUUCUUCUCUUGACAGUCUUGCAGCUGACAUGAAGACUUUAAGGGAUCAAGAAGAAUGGAGUGCUCGGAGGCGUGAAUUGUUAUCUCCGUAUUCAGAUAGGUUUGGAAAUACCUUGUCUGGUCAUGCUAACCAAGGGGAUUCCAAUUUUCACCGUACAGCUUCAUUUGCUGUCAGUCACCACCGACCACCUAGUCCACAUCUGAAUUAUUGCCUUCACCAAAACAGGUUGUGCUGCAGCCCUCACUUUACUUGGGAGAAGAUUCAUGAUAGAGUACGGGAUCUUCUGACCUCUCGAAAAGCCCGACAACGACUCUACCUGGGAGUAACCGACUCUGAAGUUGAUGAAAUCCUUGGAAGAAGGACCCCCUAUUUGAGGCGCUCCCCACUACAUGAACCUCUCGAGCGCAGAUAUUUCUAA